Messenger RNA from Cladophialophora immunda, 2211 nucleotides. RefSeq lists its product as uncharacterized. Gene Ontology annotation, molecular function: zinc ion binding; DNA-binding transcription factor activity, RNA polymerase II-specific; DNA binding. The record is from RefSeq and is a predicted model, not a curated record. Gene Ontology annotation, cellular component: nucleus. The coding region runs from base 1 to 2211 and encodes 736 amino acids. Gene Ontology annotation, biological process: DNA-templated transcription. The transcript has 2 exons. NCBI's taxonomy places the organism in Eukaryota, Fungi, Ascomycota, Eurotiomycetes, Chaetothyriales, Herpotrichiellaceae.
AUGGAAGACUCAACAGUCAGGCGACCGCGCUCUCGGCGCAUCCGGCCGUGUGACUUUUGCCGGGCGAGAAAGGUUGCCUGUCGUAUCACAAAUAGUCCGCCAUGCGACUUUUGCGUUCUGAAGCAGAGGCCAUGCACGUUCAACGACGCUCCAGGCCCAAGGCAGCGAAGACAAUUGGCCGCUGAGGCCCAGUUCUCGACCGAAAACGCUGGAUACAUGCGUAACGGAUAUCAUCAAAGCGAGUCCACCCAUGGCGCGUUCAGUAACAAUGCCACGUUCGACUUCGAGAACCUGGAUUUCGACUUGAUGGAAGUUCUAGAACUCGAAAGUCUGCCCAACAACCUGCCCGACAACUCUGAUGCAAUGGAUGCUAGCAACAGCCAUGCAGAUGAAAACGAUCUUCCCUUUGAAACCGUAUCACCUAGCGGACGGAGAAACGAGGAAGAGCCGAUCGGAGCUCGGACUCGCAGAAUCGAGUUGGCCAGCGAGAAAACAGCUCUUGACCAUGAUCCGCCUCCUUCUGUGGUCAGUAGACAGCUUGCGCGAUUCGUUGGACCAACGGGAGACCUCGAUCUCUAUCUUCUUGCGUAUCGACAAUACGACCAACGAGACCAAUCCGAGUCACAGCACACCAAUGUCAUCUACCAACGGAUGAAGCCAGAUCGAAACCUCCCGGAACCCAACACUGGAGAAUUGCCAUUGCCUCCACCAGUUUUUACGCUGCAUAAGGAUCCCUACUCAUCGAGACUCGCACGCAUUGUUGAGGACAGCCCAGUCGAGCGCUUCAGAACAGAACUUAAAACCCUCAUCAGUGACAAUCUCGUAUCUGACCUUGUACGACUCUGGUUUCGCUUCGUCUACCCUUAUUUUCCUAUCCUGACUCGACAGCAAAUCUUCACCCAAGAAAAGCUGCAACCCUCUGUGUCACCUUCGUUGCUGGCGGCCCUGUCUGCUACGGCAAUUCCCUUUAGCAUUUAUGAUGACAAGCUAUGCGUGGAAGGUUCCCGUUUACCCUCUUCUACUGACCUGCUCAAGAUCUCUCUGCGAGCAUUGGCAGCAGAAGUCCAGUCUCCGAGACUGGAAACGGUCCAGACUCUCCUGUUACUAUUACAACGCCACCCUACAGGAGAUCCUUUGGCCGAAGAGCCUCUAAACUGGAAUCUCUGCGCACAAAUGACAUCCACGGCUCAAACCAUUGGAUUGAAUCAUGACCCAAUGUCCUGGACCUCGCUACCUUUGUGGGAGAGAAGGCUCCGUAAGCUCAUCUGGUGGGCUGUCUGGGUAUGUGAAAAAUGGACGGCUUUCGGCCAAGGCAUGCCCAGUCACCUGCAUGACCGCGACUGUACUUGUCAGCCAUUGACCGAGGCCGAUCUGGCCGACCUAGGAACGGAUGCCGCGACUACACCCAAUUAUUUUCUACACUUUGUUCAGCUGACGACCAUUCUCGACCGACUUAUGAAUUCCUUCUUUACCGCUCAGGCAACUUUGAGGUUGGCAAACGACGUGCAGGGAGCGAUCGACGCAGCAAAGGUAAUAAGAGCGCAGCUCAAGGAGUGGCACGAUGCGUUGCCCGCAGCGCUCCAGACGCAUGCUCAGAGCGACAAACGUGAUCCUGCCACGGUCCCACGUCAGGACCUCGAUGGGCAGAGCUCCCUACGUCUGGCCUACGUCGUUGCCCAGCUCGCAGUGUUCCGAGCUCUCCUUAGACCAGUUUCAAUGGUUGCAAUUCACCGAGGAAGCGGUCAAGGCCUUCCAGAUAAGCCAGUCCUGGAGCCGGACGCUGCCCGUGCAAUUGUGAGAGGAGCAAUCACAUGCUUGGAAGAAUUGGUGGAGUUCGUCGAGGGCCUGACCACAAUCCAGUGGGAUGCGUUUUGGCACGGUUGGUCGCGACACAACUUCUCCAUCGCUUCGACGCUCCUCAUGCAUUUACUUCUCAUCACUGCUCAGUCACACACCUCGCCGAUCGAACCGCAUGAGCAGUGGCCUAGCCCGCAAGAUCACCAACCUCGACUGGAUCCAGUCCAUGCUGAAUCAACUAGCCAAAUGAAUCUGCAAACCGAACAUGAAGAGCUUCGGAAGCUCACCCAGAGAUGGAGAUGGGCGUUGAGACUCGCAGCACAGGGAGCGGGCGGACGGAAGGGGUUGAUGACUCUCAGUCUACUACGCAUCGACGCACUAUUCAUAGAAUGGCAGGAUUCAAACAUUCUAUAG